Carcharodon carcharias (great white shark) is the source of this 1967-nucleotide messenger RNA. Its product is annotated as lamin tail domain-containing protein 1-like. Gene Ontology annotation, cellular component: nuclear envelope; cytoplasm. The record is from RefSeq and is a predicted model, not a curated record. Lineage: Eukaryota; Metazoa; Chordata; Chondrichthyes; Lamniformes; Lamnidae. The transcript is spliced from 7 exons. Bases 277 to 1479 code for a protein of 400 amino acids.
AGCUGACCUCCACCUUGCAGAUUCGCACAGCACCCACACACCCAAGGGCAGGAAAGCAGUGGGGAUGGUGACUGCAGAUCUGUGCCGCACCACUCAUUUUUAUACAUGUACGUACUGCUUUGUCCCAUCACACCUGCCUAAGUUUUAGGAAUUUCUGAUGUGUGUGGAGGGCGGGGAAAGCUCUACAAUUGACCCCCUUUCAUCUGUCUACUGAACCCGUUCAUAGCCUCUUUAUAUGGCUGCUAUUUCUCUAAAGAGAAAUUUGUUUAUAACGUUAUGAUCAACCGUGACCACAGUCAUGUACAAAAGGAAAACACAGGCAGCUGUAUAGGACGUGAGGCUGUUGGGGGCACCUACAAUGACAUCUCUUCUUCUACAGCGAUGGAAAGUUGCAAUGGUGAGCCAAAGAGGUUUUGCCCAAAGCCUCCAACCCAUUCUCUAAACAGCUGCAAAUCUGGCCAAGGCAGAGACUAUUUCAACACCCUGAUCCAAGACCUGAACAGGAACAGUGCCACCAACAGUCUCCCCGUAUGCAAGCCACUCAUGGGCGCGUGUGACCUCAACACACCUAUCGCCAGCACCAUGGGGAACAUGAAAAUAAUCGAAGUUGCUUCAAAUGGCCACUAUGUUCGACUCUUAAAUAUUUCACUUGACACGGAAGAAGACAUUGGAAACUAUGUUCUGCAGCAGAAUAUUGGUGGCCACCCUGUAACAAUAUAUCGUUUCCCACCCAGGACACGGGUGAACGCAGGAUCUGGUGUAAUGGUUUGGGCAGCUGGAGCAAAAGUCCCUCAUAAUCCUCCAAAAGACUUACUGCUGAAGGAAAGUAAUAAAUUUGGAACUGGUCCUGAAUGUACAACAAUCUUGUGUAAGCCCAAUGGACAGGCUGUUGCUUGGUUCACUCCCGCUCCUGGGAACUCAAAGUUAAAGAACCCAUGUAAAGAUGGAGAACAGUUCACAGACUAUGAACAUUCGCUCUCAGCAACCAAUGAUUCUCAACUUAAUUUUCAACUAGACAAGGGAAAGGGAAAGACUUUUGCAAACAUAUGCCACUUUUCGCCCGCAGCCUUACCUAUGACAGAGAAGUGUCCCUCCUUAAAUCUCCCUGCCCGAUGUCCUUGGGGUCAGAGUACAGCUUCUCCUACCCACCCGGAUUUCAGCUUGUCCCGGACACUGUCCAUGGGCAACGCUGGUGGCAGCCAGUGCAGAGACUCCCGCUCACAGUCAGCUCGGCCCGACCCUCUCCCAGGUAACCUAAACUCUGGAUUGAACACUUUAAGCCAGUGCAGAAAAAACUCUUCCAGCAAAAAUGACAAAAAAUCAUCAACAUGCUCUAUUGCACCUCAUCAUCGAGGGGUGCUGUACGUGAAUCCAUCUCCGUCUGUCUCACCUCUACAACAGUUUUACGCCAAGGCUUCUUGCAAUAUCAACGUGCCCAAUCAGGCCUCACCCUGUCCCACAGUCCUCCCUAAUCUUUAAAGUGAAUUUCAGCGAUGUUGCUCUCUUGAAAUUAACACCCUCUGUGAGUCUGUGCAGUUGAAACUUGAAGAAUACCUUGAAACCAACAGAGCAGUGCAGAGUUUAUUUUUUAUAUGAUGAAUUGAUGUUUGAGUUGUUUAUACAAAGGACCUAGCAGUUCAUGCUGCAAUGUCAUCAUGUGUGGUGUUCAAAUGGAAAAUGACCCAGUGUCUGGCUUGAUAAAAAAACAUGUAGUUUUUAACAUGUGACUCAGAAACAAACAAAAGGUGGAAAGGGUGGGGGCUGUGAUGACCUAACAGGAACCCCAGUCAGAAGUUGAAAAACAUGACUUGACACAGCGGUCAGUUCUGCCAGCAGGUGAGGUACCCGGCAGCAGCACAGCUCAAGGCCUAAACACUCAGGAGUUCCCAUUGCCAGGUGGGUGUGGAACACUGGGGUAACUUUAACCUCGGGCAGUGAUGCAAAAUGACUAAUGUUGAAUCAGUAAC